Molecule: messenger RNA, 1893 nt
Organism: Octopus bimaculoides (California two-spot octopus)
Lineage: Eukaryota; Metazoa; Mollusca; Cephalopoda; Octopoda; Octopodidae
Product: protein AATF
Biological process (GO): regulation of transcription by RNA polymerase II
Cellular component (GO): nucleus; nucleolus
Source: RefSeq, a predicted model, not a curated record
UUUAGAAGACGAUAAUAUCCUUGUUGUUUCUGCUGGAAACAGCAUGGCGUUAAGCGAACUUCUAGAUUCUCUCGCUAAACCUAAUCCUACGUUUAACGACGUUGACGAUGACUUUGGAGACAAUACAACAGCACAGCUCAGCAUCCAUGGCACAGAAGAUGAUGCGAAGGAUGGUGAGCAGAUACAGAAAUCAACGAAGCUGAAGAGACAAGCUGCUUCACUGUUGUCUGACACAGAUACCAGGUAUGCUGGGCGGAAGACCUCGAGGAAAGAGUUGAUGCAGGAUUCUGGAAAAGGAUCGACAGGUGACAGUGAAGAUGGUGUAUCGUCACAUGAUGACGACGACGAUGAUGAUGAUGCUGAAGAUGGUGAAGAUGAUGAUGAUGAUGAUAGUAAUGAUGGUGAUGAAGAUAUUGCAGGUUUCUGUCAACUCGUACAGAAGAAAUCUCUCGGAAGCAAUGGCUUAAAACUGUCAAGUGAAAUAGAUGAUGAUGAUGAUGGUGAUGCGAUGGCAGAAGAUAUGGAUGGCGAUGAUGAUGAUGAUGAUGAUGAUGAUGACGAUGAUGGCGACAGUGGCAGUGACGCCAGUGGUGAUGGCGACUCUGAUAAAGCUGCUGGGUCAGAGGAACCUGCUGGACAUAAAGAAUCAAUGGACAUUGAAGACCCAGGGGUCAACAUGAUGAAACAGCUCUCAGAUAUGUCUAGUGACAAACAGAAAGGUCUUGCUGUACAAACACAACUUGGACUUUUGGAUAAUCUGUUGGAAGGUCGAAUUAAAUUACAGAGGACAGUGUCGCUUGUUAACCAAAUCCCUCAACCCUCUACCUGGCACCAUUUCAUGGCCCUUGGCAAGGAUAAGUAUACCUCGGCUGUACAUACAGUUCAAAACCAAUUGUGUCAUCUUCUCAACACACUGAUUCAUCUACAGACGUCUCUCCUUCUGAAGGACACACAGACAAAGCAUGUUGUCACUGGGGAGGAGAUGUCAAAAGACGGGGACAGCAAGAACAAUGGUGUUGAAGAUGAUGAUGAUGAGGAGAUUCCUAGCGAUGACGAAGGGGAAGUUACAGUCAACUCACAGUCCUCUGUUACAGUUGACUGCAAAGUGAAGAAAAGGAAGUUGUUGCCUCCACAAAUCCGGGGAUUCCUUACUAAAAGGGCACGUAAAUUCGAAACUUGUCGUAAUGCUGUGAUACAGAAAUGGGACACCAAGACCAGGCUCGCCUCAGGGAAACUCAACAAAAAGUCUUUCAAUGCACUGGAACAGUCAGCUUUAAAACAGAUUGAACAGGUUUUAUAUGACAAAGAACGGCUAAUAAAACGCACCCAGAUUCAACGGUCAUCAUACAAGAUCUAUGGUCAGCCCGACAAGGAAGAGUCCAUCACGGAUGACAGGGAUGAUUCUGUAGCUAUCAGCAAAGAAGCACAAGACAAGAACACACGAGAAACAGAGAUCUUUGAUGAUACAGACUUUUACCAUUUGUUACUUCAAGAUUUCAUUCGGAAAAAGUCAAUGACUGGUAAUGCAAGUUCAGUAAACAGGCAAUACCAAGAGAUUCAACAACUCCGUGACAAGAAGAAAAGGAAAGUUGACCCAAGGGCCAGCAAGGGAAGAAAACUCAGGUAUGAUGUACAUAAAAAACUCGUUAACUUCAUGGGACCUAUUGAUCAGUCGAGCUGGACAGAUGAAGCAAGAGAUGAACUCUAUCGGUCACUAUUUGGCCAGUACUACCAGAAUGACCAGUGACCACAGGCUGUGCAGGACUUGAAACCUUGUCCAAUGUGUAUAUGUUAAUGGUAGAGGUGGGAGUGGUGACACUAACCAUUGAUGGUGGAAGCAAUUAGUUUGUCCUAGACCUGACUGGUUGAUCAAUAAAAACAUUUUAACAUUCA